AUGACUAUGAUGUCGACAAUUGAACAUUCGGAGAUUAACCUCUUCGAGGUCAGGAUUUCAAAGAUAGCUGGACGAUAUCUAGUAUUCGACCCUGACGCACUCGCUGUCCUCAGAAGACGAGAAAAUACUACUGGUACUUUGGUUGGCACAACACCACAGCAACCAACCCAAAAUCUUUUUCUGGGAUUACCUGUGGAACUGCGACCUGAGGAAGCAUAUGCCCUUGCGCGAAAAGGAUCAGCACACAUCGUAGACGAUGUGGCUGCCCACGGCGUUGCCUUGAGCUCUUCUAACACCGAAGCUCGGUCGAUGUAUAUAGACCAUCUGCGGCAGAGCAAGCUGAUCGCGCAACACGCGUUAGCGGAACGUGCUGCCUUACGAGCAGCCCCAGUAACUGCUUAUCAGAGUCAAAACGAAGCUGGCGUCAGAUGCCCACUUAGCAAUGAUAAUAACAGCUAUAGUUUAGCCAAUGAUAUCAUCGCUUGUCCUGACGACAACCGCCACAUCAGUACCGUAGGACUUUUAGCCUUAACUCCUGUAUCAAGCAGCUUUCUGCUACUAUGGAAUGCGUUGAGAUUGUCCAACAUGCAGCUGGAUCCUGUGGCGGCGCUGUGUGGUUUUCUUCUGGGGAGAGGUAAUUAUAUGACGCCCGGGUUAAGGUUUGGUGCUCAGUAUAGUGUAUAUCCUGGUGAUCCGCUGCGUUUCCACGCACAUUUCAUGGCAAAUGAGUACGGAUGGGACGAACAAAUAGCCGUUUUGGACAUUGUUGGAGGCGGACGCCUGGCAACAGCCGUGAAGAAGGCCUUUUUGCUGGGCGGACAACAGCCGGCCCGUAACUCGCUCCCGAGUUCAGUCCGUACAUAUAGCGUCGAAUGGGCGGCCAUGUAA
This is a messenger RNA of Metarhizium album ARSEF 1941, 888 nucleotides long. RefSeq names its product Endonuclease TnsA, Hjc/tRNA endonuclease. Gene Ontology annotation, cellular component: tRNA-intron endonuclease complex. Gene Ontology annotation, molecular function: nucleic acid binding; tRNA-intron lyase activity. The record is from RefSeq and is a predicted model, not a curated record. Gene Ontology annotation, biological process: tRNA splicing, via endonucleolytic cleavage and ligation; tRNA-type intron splice site recognition and cleavage. Bases 1 to 888 code for a protein of 295 amino acids. Lineage: Eukaryota; Fungi; Ascomycota; Sordariomycetes; Hypocreales; Clavicipitaceae. The transcript is spliced from 2 exons.